GUUUUUCCUCGAGCGGCGAUCGCAACUCGAAGAGUUGGCGCCCGCCGGGGCAUUCCGUGCACGAAAUAGACGUACUCACCAAUGACUAAGGCGUGCCAAGUGUUGCCGGCAGCCGGGCAGCACUGGAAAACUCAUCUGCGGCUUCCCGCGAGAUGAGGCCAGGCAAAACGCGUCCCGUUGCCGUGGCUGAUGAAUUGGGUGAGACCAUGUUGCACUCCCGCGACGAAAAGGGCAAAACUCCCUCCAGAGAGGGUGCUCCCCAAUCGGUGGGCACUUCGAAUCCUGCGCCCGGGUUGGGUGGUCGAGCACAACCCGCAUUGAUUCGGCAUCCGACACGUGAUCCGAGCAAGCUGAGGGUUGGUCGGAGGGCGCUGCCCAACAUGGGUCUGGGAACAGCAAACUCGCAGUGUAAGCUAUCAGAGAGGGGCACCCAUGCAUUGAGCACAAGAACCGCUCCACGCGUCAUGCGGGGGUCAUGCCUCCAGUGAGGCGCCCGCCCAGAGGCCCCCAAAUGGUCCCCCCGGGCAGUGGUCGUUUAGUUCCCCCGGCGCCUACGAUGGCCACCCACGCCGUGAGCCCCGCGACCGGGAUGCUCGCUGCCAACCACUGCUGACGACGGCGCCGCCUACAAGCGACGUCUUGCCGUUGAAGGUGUCCCGGCCAUUCCCCCUGUUGAUUCAGGGGGCCCUCCGUGCAGGGGAGGGGGGACGAUUUGAACGGCAGAAAUUUCUGCGCCAGCCUUGCAAACAGCAGAGGCGACCCAAAGUUUAAGUUUCAAAGUUGGCACGGUAUUGCCGUAGCAGCAAAGGCGACGCAAAAUUUAGUGAUAGUUCCAAGGUGGUGGGACUAGGCACAGCCAAUCCGCUGUGGUCCUAGGGAGGAAAAGUUCAUGCUGCUCGCAUGCUUCGCUGGUGGCCGUCAUUUUGGGGUUGAUGCACUGAAAUGGGCCAGCAUAGGAAUGGGGGCAUUUGUGAUCAAUGCAGUACAGCGACCGUUGCACAACCUCUGAAUAAUGGUUAGACCAAUCCAUAACGCCGGUCCUAGUGUGUCCAGGCACGUAUCUAGCAUUGGUGUGAUAGACGUGGUUAAAGUAGCCUGGAGCUUCGCAUCUCACUCCAAUGCGUGCGCAACGGCGGCCAUGGCCAAGGAUCUCGCAUAUUCUGCAUGGAUGCGUCUCCUCUAUGUGGCCGACCCAGUCAGUGACCCUAAUGCCGCAGAUCGGGCAGGCCACCUCGACAGAAACACGCCACGAUUCGAAGCGGUGUCUGUCACCAACUGUGGGUAGAAGCUUCGAGUACACUUUCGCACCUUUGGUCAACAUCAGCGCGUCAGACAUCCGAAAGCGAGCCAAUUCGAACGACCGUGUAUCGACGCUUUGCAACUGGAGGGCUGACAUCAGAGCUUGCACAUGAUCCGGCCUACCAUGCAGCUCACCUGCCAAACAUGCGGUUUCAAGCUUCGAGAAGCCGAUCGAAGCAAGCUCCUGAUCCGACAUUGCCUGCAAGAUGCUGGGAUCGAUUUUCUGCUCGACUAACGUUGACACCUUAUGCUCCAGCUGCAACGUCGGGCGGGACAUCAACUCAAUGAGACCGGCAACCUGUUUCGGAGGACUGGAUGUGUAUGAGGCCUGGCGCUGCGCGGCAUCAACCACGAUGCUGAAGUGAACCGACUGGAUGACACCGCACAAGCGGAAAUGCACGUCUCGAAAGGAAUCCACAACAUCCUGGGGCUUAAAUGCAACUGCAACCGGCAACAAUUUCGACUCGAUCGUCGCAGUCGCCUCCUUAGUCUGCUUCUCCAACAUGUUGGCCUCCUCAGAGCCCCUGGGGAGUCUCAGCACUGCUCUGUCGAGGUAUUGUGCUUGCUGGCUCAAAUGCCGCAGCCACGUGACCACAUUCUGUACUGCCUGGUACUUCUCGUAUGCUUGGUUGAUGGCAUCGAACAACUUCCCGAUGAUGGGCAGCCCGCUGAUAGUGCCUGACAGCAAGCCUGCAGCAGACGCUGUAACUUUGACAGCAGUAACUGCAAUUUCAGAAGCACCACCAGCCACCACAGAUGGGUCUGCAGCUGCAGCGUCAACUGCAUCCUCUGAGAUGUUGGAAUGAACCUUGGAACCGGAGCAAGCGCCACAACCAAUUGCUGCACAGGGCUCUUCAAGCAGCUCCUUGGGCCAAAAGAGCCAUUUGAGCCAAAAUGGGGCUACGGGGGCCCAUUUGGGCCAUCUUGGGUGCCUCGUGGGCCGUCUUGGGACCCUUUUGGGCCGUCAUGAUGCCCUCUUGGGGGCCUC
Prorocentrum cordatum is the source of this 2287-nucleotide messenger RNA. The record is from the annotation of a GenBank genome assembly. NCBI's taxonomy places the organism in Eukaryota, Dinophyceae, Prorocentrales, Prorocentraceae.